Messenger RNA from Centropristis striata (black sea bass), 7923 nucleotides. RefSeq names its product mediator of RNA polymerase II transcription subunit 13-like. Gene Ontology annotation, cellular component: mediator complex. Lineage: Eukaryota; Metazoa; Chordata; Actinopteri; Perciformes; Serranidae. Bases 752 to 7102 code for a protein of 2116 amino acids. Gene Ontology annotation, biological process: regulation of transcription by RNA polymerase II. Gene Ontology annotation, molecular function: transcription coregulator activity. The record is from RefSeq and is a predicted model, not a curated record. The transcript has 30 exons.
AGAGUUGUCCUCCUGGCCGCCAUUAAAGAAUUCAAUCCAUGAACUGAAAUAAUGGAAAUCUGCAGGAGCCAUGGAAUCAGGCAGAGGAAAAGUAGCCGAUGAGUAGUCUCGCAAAUUUGGCAUUUUUAUCCGUUCCAAGAGUAGUUUUACUAUGACGGAGCACUGGGAUGGUUUUAGCGAAAAGGAGGCCGGUGUAGCUAAUUGUUUUAUUUAGCUUUAGCAGGCUAGCGUUGGAGCUGUGGUAUGUUAGCUUUUGUGCUAGCAGACUAGCAGAGAUCAGGGGGAGGGGAGAGUUCCUCUGCUUUGAAAUUGUUUCAGAUCAGCUAGCUGCCAUUAGCAUUAGCAUUAGCACACCAGGGACUAAGCUUUUGGGGUGAAGUUUUUUUUUAGUUUUCGAGCUCGUAUUUUUUUAUUGCGCAUCUAACUUUUCCGGUGUUUCAUUUUUAGUCUGUUCAGGUCAUGUUAACGUUGACUAUUUGAUGUUAAAGGUAAUGUAGCAGCAGAGCUAACCAGAUCAGACAAUACAUUUCAAAUAGGAUUGAUGAGUCGAAUAGCUUACAGUUGACGCUAUCUGGCUGCCUGUUAGCUUAGCUGCCGGGCUAGUAGCGGCUAGAAGUUGUCUUGGUUGACUAGCGCUUUAACGGGGGUAAUUACACCUGAACACCGCUUCAGCGAGUUAACUAGACCAGCUAUUGCCCUCCGAUGGUGAUUGAGACAAUGGACUGUAACGUUAUAACAACGCAGUGAAAGGAUGAGUUCGUGCUUUGUACCAAACGGGGCCAGUUUGGAGGACUGCCACUCCAAUCUCUUCUGCCUGGCCGAUUUGACUGGAAUAAAAUGGCGGCGUUUUGUGUGGCAAGGACCCACCUCUUCACCCAUCCUUUUCCCUGUGACCGAGGAGGACCCUAUCUUGUGUAGUUUCAGCCGAUGCCUGGCGGCAGAUGUGCUGAGUGUGUGGAGAAGGCACCACACCCCUGGUCGCAGAGAGCUCUGGCUUUUCUGGUGGGGGGAUGACCCCAGUUUUGCCGAGCUUAUCCAUAAUGAGCUCUCAAGUGAGGAGGAUGGUGAGUGGGAGAGCGGCCUGUCCUACGAGUGUCGAACGCUUCUCUUCAAAGCCAUCCACAACCUGCUGGAGCGGUGUCUCAUGAACCGCGGCUUUGUUCGCAUCGGCAAGUGGUUUGUUAAGCCAUACCAAAAGGAGGAGAAGACCAUUAAUAAAAGCGAGCACCUGUCUUGCGCAUUCACCUUCUUCGUACACGGUGACAGCAACGUGUGCACGAGUGUGGAGAUCGCUCAACACCAGCCUCUUCAGCGACUUAACGAGGAGCAUCUCAGCCUCGCCCAGCAGAACUCCAGCCCCUUGCAAGUCAUCUUGAGCCCGUACGGCUUGAAUGGGACCCUCACCGGUCAGGCUUUUAAGAUGUCAGACCACCCUACUCAGAAGCUCAUAGAAGAGUGGAGGCAGUUUUAUCCCAUCAGCCCAAAUCCCAAGGACGUCCAGGAAGACAAGAUGGAGGACACAGACUGGGAGGAUGACUCCCUAGCAGCUGUGGAGGUCCUUGUUGCGGGAGUAAGGAUGGUGUACCCUUCCUGCCUGGUGCUUCUCCCCCUGUCGGAGCUCCCUGCUGUGGUCCCUCAGGGCUCAGUCAACACCUCAGGAAGCCUGUGUGGUGCUCAGCAGGGCCAGGCUGCUCACAGAGACCCUGCCAUGUCCUCCGUCACUCUGACUCCUCCAACAUCACCAGAAGAAGCUCAGACUGAUUAUCAGCCUGCCCAGAGGUGGCUCAAGUUGUCUUCUGCAUCGGAUGGCUACAGCUCUAACAACACUCUUCAUGGGGGUAAAAUCCCUCGCAGGCUGGCCAGCCAGAUGGUGGAGUCUGUGUGGCAGGAGUAUAACAUAAACCGUACAGGGAACAAGAGGAAGUUUACUACGUUGACGAACGGGACCUGUGAGGAGGAGUCGGACAAAACUGGACUAUGGGAUUUUGUGGAAUGUACUCACAGGCCGCAUUGCAACUGCUCAAGACAUAAGAAUCAGAAACAGCGCUCCAGCAGCACCUCAGGACACACGCCUUCAUCAGGCCAGCCCGCCCAGCCGGCCCCCAAGCACAAGCUGGGCGAGAAGCUGGAAAAGGGGGAGAAGCAGCAGAAGAGGCCGCAGACGCCUUUUCACCACCGCAACUCUGUGAGCGAGGAUCAGUCCCUGGAGCCACAGACCCAGAGGCUUUGUUUAAGAUCACAGGAGGAGGGCUCGUACCCCAGCCUGCACCACGUGGACACGGUGCCCUCCAAAGCCCCUACGCUGCACACGCACGGUCCCUCCGCAGACCUCGUCGGAUCGCCGCCUCCCCCUCCACUCAGCCCGCAUCCCUGCGAUCACGUGGAAGGUGACAUGACUCCAGGUGGCAUGAAGAGCUCGUCCACGCCUAUUCACCAACCGUUCUACCCGCCCUCAGUGGAGCCCUGUCUGCUGCCACAGAAGGGCUCAUCUGAGGAGCCUCAGCUGGAGAACAUGCCUAUGCCUCUGCCCUUCCCCCCAGCCUACAGCGAAACUUUGGAACCCACCAUCUUCGUGGGUUCAGCCAUCAACCCCAAUGAGGACUCCACCCACAACCCUUGGAAGUAUUUCAACCUGCCCAGGAAGAAGGCCACCAACUUCCUGACGCCCCAGCUACCUGUGGAUAAAAUACGAGACGAUUCUGGGGGAGGCGGGGGAACAGAAAACGUAGUGUCCGUCACAGAGGUGAUGUCGGGCUCCAUGCACCCCCUCAAGGUGUCCCAGGAGCUGGUCAAGACUUACGCCCAGCGGAGAAACAGCCAUCUUGCCUCCGCCACAGUAGACGGAGAACACAGUGAGGAGCCAGACCCGUACGCCUUCGAAGAGGGAGACGAGGAGUUCAGCUUCACCGAGAAGAAGGACAAGCCAGGAGCUGAGAGAGAGGGCAACAAGAAACACAAGGUGGACGAAGGAAGUGGAACAGCAGACGAUGGUCAGGGUCCAUCAGGCAGUAAACCUUCAGCCUCCACCAGCCUUAUCCAUGAGAACGACUUGGCCGUGUCCUACAGCGACCUGGAUAAAAUCUUCAAUUCGGAUGAAGAUGAGCUAGCGCCUGGAUCCAAAAGAGCAGGAGCUGGUACAGAGGACAAGUUUGGCUGUAAAGAUCCGAAAUCAGCCACGUCGGACCCCUUGUCUUGCAUAAGCUCAGCAGACCUGCACCAGAUGUUUCCCACCCCGCCCUCCCUGGAGCAGCAGGGUUACUCUCCCAUGAACUCCGGGAGCAAGGACAGCCUGGAAGCAGGGACGGGCCUGUUGGACGGCAGCCAACUCAACAACCACUUCAAGAUGGAGGUGGAGGAGGGAUUCUGCAGCCCGAAGCCAUCUGAAAUAAAGGACUUUUCCUUUGUUUACAAGCCCGAGACGUGUCAGUUGUUAAUCGGCUGUUCCAUGUACGCACCCCUGAAGACACUACCCAGCCAGUGUUUGUUGCCUAUGAAACUGCCAGAAGACUGUGUGUACACGCCCAGCUGGACCAUGGGCAAAAUGGAACUGAUGCCCCCAGUAACGAAUGUCAACCUCCUCACCAAAGACAGUAACGUCCCCAGCGUGGAGCCGGACUACAGUCAGACCUACACCCCUCAGACCCACACACCCUUCAUGUCCAGCAGUGCCCCGCCAAGCAACAGCGGCACAGGCAUCCUGCCCUCCCCAGCCACGCCACGGUUCUCCGUGCCCACGCCUCGCACACCACGCACUCCACGAACUCCCCGCGGCCCGUCGAGCGUCCAGGGCUCACUCAAAUAUGACAACUCUGACCUUUACUCUCCCGCCUCCACUGCCUCCACCUGCCGACCGCUCAGCUCCGUUGAGCCGGCCACCGUACCUUCCAUCCCCGAGGCUCACAGCCUCUAUGUCACCCUCAUCCUCUCCGAGUCAGUCAUGAACCUCUUCAAGGACUGCAACUUUGAUAGUUGCUGCGUUUGCGUCUGCAACAUGAACAUCAGAGGAGCAGAUGUAGGCGUGUACCUCAAGGACAAUGGCGAGGCCCAGUACCCCUGCACUUGUGGCUUUAGCGCCGUCACCAACCGGCGCUUUGGCCAAUCGGCAGGGCUGUUUCUGGAGGACGAGCUGGACGUGGUGGUACGGGGCUCGGACUCUAGUCGGGACACCGAGCGGUGUUUCGAAGAGCUGCGAGCUUCAACGGCGCACAAGGCUGGCAGCCUGACGGAGAAACCUCCAGAUGAGCUAAUCCUACUGCUGCAGGACCAGUGCACCAACCCUUUUGCCCCGAUGGCAGGCGUGGAGUACCCCAAGCAGAGCUCAGCCCCCAGUUCAUUUCUGAGGGUGGAAGAGAGAGACUGUUAUAAUGACUGUUACAUGGCUUUGGAGCACGGCAGGCAGUUCAUGGACAAUAUGUCAGGAGGCAAAGUAGAUGAAACACUAGUGAAAAGCACCUGUCUCCAUCAGUGGCCAAAAUGCAAAUCAGCAGACAUGAGCAAACUAUUCUCUCAGGACGUCCUGCGGGUGUUGUUGUCCCUCCAGCCUGUGCUGCAGGACACCAUUCAGAAGAAGAGGAGUGUUCGCUCCUGGGGCGUUCAGGGACCGCUCACUUGGCAGCAGUUCCACAAGAUGGCUGGGAGGGGAUCAUAUGGUACAGAUGAGUCUCCCGAGCCUCUGCCCAUCCCCACUUUUCUGGUCGGUUAUGAGUAUGAUUUUGUGGUGCUGUCUCCUUUUGGGUUGCCCUACUGGGAAAAGCUUCUUCUGGAUCCUUUUGGUUCCCAGAGAGAUGUGGGAUAUGUUGUCAUCUGCCCAGAAAACGAAGCCCUGCUCCGCGGAGCAAAGACCUUCUUCAAAGAUCUAAGUGCUAUGUAUGAGGCAUGCCAGCUUGGGCAACACAGGCCCAUCUGUAAGAAUCACCCAGAGGGCGUAUUGAAGGUCGGCACCACAGAAGGCAGGAGCAUGACAGAGCAGCCCCUUAGUGACUGGUUCCUCAAGAUGGCUGCCAGAGAGGGAAACAAUGACGCCUUUAAUAAGCUCAAACUCUUUGCUCAAGUGUGCCGCUAUGAUCUAGCUCCAUACCUGUCAGAGCAAUCUUUGGAUGGUUCCCUAUUGUCCCAGCGCAGUCCUUCUGUGGCCUCCUCCUCCUCCCAGACCUCCAGCUCUUCCAGCGCCUCCUCAGGACCCCAGAGCACCAACACUACCAGCUCCAGCACCAGCUCUGCCCAGGUCAACAGCACCCCUCCCUCCUCCUCCUCAGGCUCCCAGACUAUCGGGGGAAUGGCCUCGGCCAAGCCAAGCUCUUACUCGCCGUUUGGGACGGCAGGCUUGCAGAGCAGCACGUCACAGAAUGGACCCCAGUCAAACCCACAGGGUGCAGGGGGGCUGGCAGAAAACGGACCCUCUGCCAACCAGCCUCAGGGGCCCACUGAGGCGCCAGAGAGCACAAUGGAGAGAGACAAAGUGGGGAAGCCAACAGAUGGAGAAUCCCACGCUGUGUCUUACCCGCCUGCCAUCGUGGUGUAUAUCGUCGACCCCUUUAGCUACGAAGACGCCGACAGAGAGGUCCACUCCAGCGCCUACACACUGGGCCUACUGCGCUGCUACAUGGAGAUGCUUCAGUUCCUGCCUGCUUACAUCAGAAACGCCGUCUCCGUACAGAUUGUUCCCUGCCAGUAUCUGCUGCAGCCAGUGCGCACUGGGGAGCGUCACCUCUACGGCCAGCACCUCAAGUCGCUGGCCUUCUCUGUGUUCACUCAGUGUCGCCGGCCUCUGCCCAACUCCACCAACUUCAAGGCUCUGACCGGCUUUGGCCCUGGUCUUGCCAUCGACAUGGCACUCAAGAACCCAGAGAGGCCCGAGUGUCUGCGCCUGUAUACGCCGCCCUUCAUUUUGGCUCCGGUGAAAGACAAGCAGACUGAGCUCGGGGAGACGUUUGGCGAGGCCUCACAGAAGUACAACGUCCUGUUUGUGGGCUACUGCCUGUCUCAUGACCAGCGCUGGCUGCUGGCCUCCUGCACCGACCAACACGGAGAACUGCUGGAGACCUGCAUCAUUAGUAUUGAUGUACCCAAUAGGGCCCGAAGGAAAAAGGGCUCAGCCAGGCGAGUGGGUUUGCAGAAGCUGUGGGAGUGGUGUCUCGGCCUGGUGCAGGUGACAUCGCUACCAUGGAGGGUGGUCAUUGGGCGACUUGGUAGAAUGGGCCACGGCGAGCUAAGAGAUUGGAGUAUUCUGCUGAGCAGGAGGAACUUGCAGUCUCUCAGUAAACGUCUGAAGGAGACCUGUAGGAUGUGUGGCAUCUCUGCUGCUGACACUCCCAGCAUCCUUAGCGCCUGUCUGGUUGCUAUGGAGCCCCAGGGUUCCUUUGUCAUCAUGCCAGAUUCUGUGUCGACAGGUUCAGUGUUUGGUCGCAGCACCACACUCAACAUGCAGACAUCGCAGCUGAGCACACCUCAGGACACAUCCUGCACACACAUCCUGGUGUUCCCCACCUCAGCCAUGGUGCAGGUCAACACUAACACUGCAGAGCCCAUUGACAUCAACUUCAAUCCCAUAAAUCCUGAUGGAUCUGAUGGAAUGGGCCUUUUUGACCUUUUCGACAACGACAUGGUGGAUCCAGAUCUCAUCAACAUCCUGCCCAACUCCCCCACAACGUCGCCUGUUCACUCUCCUGGCUCCCACUACCACCAGGGGGGAGAGGGAAGCAAGGGCCAGAGUGCCGACCGUAUGGAGUCCCAUGAGGAGGCUCUGAACAUCCUGCAGCAGCCGAUGGCUCUGGGCUACUUCAUCUCCACUGCCAAGGCUGGACCACUGCCUGACUGGUUCUGGUCGGCCUGCCCUCAAGCCCAGAACCAGUGCCCACUCUUCCUUAAGGCCUCUCUGCACCUGCACGUGUCUUCUGUCCAAUCAGACGAGCUUCUGCACAGUAAGCACUCCCACCCCCUGGACUCCAACCACACCUCUGAUGUGCUCAGAUUUGUUCUAGAGCAAUACAACGCCCUCUCCUGGCUGACGUGCGACCCUGCGACCCAGGACCGACGCUCCUGUCUGCCCGUUCACUUCGUGGUGCUCACCCAGAUGUACAACUUUAUCAUGAACAUGCUCUGAACUCUAACGGGAUCAAACUGCGGAGAUUUGAUUGGAUGGCUCGCUCAGUCGAAUCGUGGAUUUCCUGCUACAAAGGAUCCUCGACACUCAAAGGACCUCACACUCCAUCAGGGCAAAUGUGGAGGAAGGCCCCCCUCCUCUUCUUCCUCCCCGUCGGUUUAUCUCACACAACACUGACUGCCUGACUGCAAGUUUCCAAACAAUCAAUCAAUCAGAUGCCAAGAAUCCAUUUUAGCAUUUUGGAAGAUCAAGGGACGUUUCAUAAAGGAGAAUAAAUUGUCUUUUUAAUGACUGUAGAUUGCAAUCUAUGAAAUUUUAUCUUAAUGAAAUGCCUGCAUAUAUUAUUUAUUGUAAGUUUUUAAAUGUGGAAUUUUUAAUGCUUAAUAUCUUUUAUAUAUUACAAAUCCUAGAGGGUGUGUACAUCUCACUGUAAAGGAAUUGGUUUAAAAAGUGUAAUUUUCUCAAUUACAACACGGAAAAACCUGUUCAAGUGAAUUUGCUGUAGAUUGCUUUUAGAAUAUUAUUUUUUCAAAGGGUACAGACCUUUUUAUUGCCAUGCUGUAAAAAUGAAGUAAAAGCUGGCCUGGGCAUUUGUGUCCCACCCAAUGAGUGGAUGAGACUUACCUCUCUGUCUGCUUUGGCUCCAGAGUCUCUCGCACAGUAACUCAAUGAGCUCUGAAGAGGAAUUAAAAGGUACAUUGUCAGAUUAUAUAUUUUAUAUAACAGAUUUAGGUAAUUGUGUGUGUAUAUGUGUACAUAUAAUUGUGUGCCGCUACUGAUGGUGCAGCUUCUGUUUUAGGAAUAAAGUGCGUCUACCUUAA